This is a messenger RNA of Pseudo-nitzschia multistriata, 4349 nucleotides long. Lineage: Eukaryota; Bacillariophyta; Bacillariophyceae; Bacillariales; Bacillariaceae. The record is from the annotation of a GenBank genome assembly.
CCGAGGACAAACGGAAGAAAGGAGAUUUUGCACAAGAAAACGUUGCAAUUCCAACCCAAAUCGAACGCGAUCCACCAAGCAAAGGAAGUGGCUCUACGGUACAACGCCACACCGAUUCUUUUUUCGAUACUGCGAGCAAUAUCACAUUGUACGUGUUACGCAGUUCCUAGCCUGAAACAAGGUACUUCGCCCGGCAGGUACCCCGGCAAUGCGUCGCGAGAUGGCGUUCCGGGACGACGCGAAGCUUUGUCGCCGGCGACGCAAGCCCCGGGCCCGAGGCCGACCCGUCGAUGCUUCGAUCAAACACGUGCUGCUGGCGUUGUCGUCGUCGUCGCUGCUGCUGUCCCUUCUGCUGCUGCUGCUGCUGCUGAAGGCACCGCGGAGCGAUCCGGCCGACGGGCAGCACGGCUCGCUCGGUUUCGUUGUGUCGGCGCUGCUUCCCCCUCGAACCGCCGCCCCGAAAGGCACCGCGGCGAUCCGGCAGCAGCGAGCGGCGGGCCGCACCGAGAAAGGGUCGUUCUGGCCGCCGGAUGCCGCGGUUUCUUCCCCGCUGUUUUCCAACCGCAUCGUUCGCGGUCCCACCCCCGUGAGGUUCGACGAUCGGAUACGGACCGGACCGGGCCGACACCGCGGUGCAGGGUGCCACGGGAAGGGUCGGUCGCGGUUUGCCUUUGCGUCGGCGUCCACGUCGCAACAGCAGCGGGCAGCAUCCACGUCCCUGUCGUCGGUGGGGUCCCCCACGGCCCUGCACAUGGUGCUGACGACGCCCGAAUCCAUCAUCGAACAGGCCUCGACGGUCAAUCUGCUGGAUGAUCUCAUCAACGAGAGCGUUCGGACCAGCGCGAGGCGGCCCAUCAUGAUGCAGUUCGAUCCCUCCAGUGGCUGGAUCUGGCGCCGCUGGAAGGGGACGGUGUUUGCGGAGACAUGGAUUUCCUGCGGUAAGUUGUGUUGGAUGGUUGUCGGCGCAUCGAAAUCGAUUCGCGUCGGUUUUGGAUCGGAUCGGAUGAAAUCGAAAUCGAAAUCACUGCGAGCCAACGGAGCAACCAAUCGUCUUCGUGCCGGGACAACCUCUCAAUCGUUUCGACUGUUUUGCUGUACGUAACCCACAGCCAGGAACAUGCUCUUCGCGGUAGCCGUGUACAUUAUCCACAAAACAUAUCCCACCGUUUUCCAAACGCAUCUGUCCGGCUUUAACACACUCUGGGGACAGCUGCUCUCGGUCACUACCUUUACUUUGACGUUUUUCGUCAACCAAUCGUAUGCGCUCUGGCGAAAAUGCAUGGAAUUGAGCCGCCGGUUGCAGGGCCGCCUCCACGACGUGAACAUGAACAUGGCCUCGCACGCCCAGCGUGUGAUCCCCUCGAACCCCAACGAAAAAUCCACUUACACGGCCUCGUCGCGACAGAUCCUCGAGCUCAUGAGCCGGUACGUCCGCCUGUUCAACCUACUGACGUACGCGUCUUUUACGAGGUCGCACCGCCCCAUACUGACGCCGAGGGGCCUCCGGCGGCUUGUCGAGCGGGGGCUGAUGACCGCGCAGGAGCGGGAGGUUCUGGUCGACGCGGUGAUUCCUGCAACGCAGCGCCACAGUGUUGUGCUCAUGUGGAUGAUCCGGCUCUUUGUCGAGGGGAGGGCAUCGGGCCACAUCCAAGGCGGGCACGGGUUCGAGUCGGAAACCAUGCACAAGUUUCACAUCAUCCGUAGCCAGUACGGUGCCAUCGGCGACGAGCUGCAGGGACGCAUGCCGCUGGCUUACGCCCACAUCGUUCAGGUCCUCGUGGAUUUGAUUCUCUGGAUGUUCCCCUUUAUGGCAUUCACCACCGGCAUGUCUCCGCUCCUGGUGAUCUUUGGAACCGGAUUGCUCACAAUCAGCUACCAGGGUCUCUUUGAUCUGGCGAAACAAUUCCUGGAUCCAUACGACAACGAAAACUACGGGCGGGGCGAGGAUCCUCUCUGUGUCGAUACAUUGAUCGCCGAGACCAACGCCGGCUCGAUCCGGUGGCUCUACGGAUUCGAGGAACUCCCCUUUUCGGCACAGAAGCUCAACGAUGGGGAACUAUACGACAAUCUGUUGCCCGUCCGUGGCUAUUCCGUAGAGGAACUCGACCAGAUGGAAAAGGAGCAGCUCGAGCGAGAAUUGCAGCUAGAGGAGCAGCGACUGAGGGAAGACGAAGAAGCCGCCGAGGAAGAACGACUGAGAAAGGAAGCAGAAGAAAAAGUCGCCGCUACCGAAAGCGACGAGGAAGAGGGGGAUGGCAGCGAACACGAACACGAGGACGAUCUCGUCGACCAAGACGCGAACGAAGAAAGGGUGGAGACCGUAGCCACGCAUGCGGCAUCUACGGACACCAUCGACGAGAUCGUCGUAGAGAAUAUGAACACAAUCGGAAAUACUAGCAUAUCCGAAAACGAGGAACGCAGUCUUUUGUCUACAGAUGUGACAGCUCCAAAUGCUACGAAAUCUUCUUCGGAGCAACUUACUAUGGACAGCAAUGUGACAAACUCUGCUGCCGACAACCCUGCUGCAGAGACAGCAAGGCCCGUUCACAAGGUUACAACGCUUGCCACGGACAAGAGAGCGGUUUCAUCCUUCAAACCAUCGGAACCAACGAAAACUUCGGAACAACUUACUCCCGACAAAAAUGCUACGAUAUCUUCUGCCGAAUCUUCAUCCACAGAGGCAACAAGGCCCGUUCACAAAGUCACAACACUUGCCACGGACAAGAGAGCAAUUUCGACGUUCAAACCAUCGGAACCAGCAAAAGAAGUUCGGGAAGAGCCAGUUCCUUCGGGCAUGACGACAAGCAACUACCUAGCGACCCUGAGGAUGCAGAAUGAAAAGAUCAAAUCUCUUCUCGCGGCUGCCGAUUUCGAUGAGAACGAGCUCGAAGAAGAAAUUAUUGACUUUGAGCUUUUCGAAGACUUGCCGUGGUUUGACGAGGUCGGCGCCGACGGGCAGGAACUCCGGCUAAGCCAACAGCUCGCCGAUGAAGUUUGGGAAGAGGAAAAAGACGACGUUCAGAUCAAGAACAUGACAAAAGAAGAGUACGAGGCGAGACUGAAGGAAAUCGAAGAAAAUGCCGAAAACGAAUUGCAGGAAACCGUCGAAAUCAUGUCUGCGAUCCCGGGCGCCGAGACCGAUGGGACCGAUGAGAAGCUCUAUACCGUUGCCGAGAGACGACAGAAGAAGGCCCCGACCUACGAUCAAACCAGACUCGAUGGAAUCUCGCAGCUCUGGGGUCUCCCCCCCGAAGAUCUGUCGGCACUGAAAGAGUACGAGGCACCGGAAAAAAUCGACGACAUGGAUUUUGCUUCUGUUUCUCAGCUCUGGGGAGGUACCCCUUCUGCCGGUACGCAAACGACGACUCAAAAUGAAAGCGAAGUAGUUGGAUUGAAUGACUUUUCCGGGAUAUCGGAGCUAUGGGGGUCGACUCCGAACGAAUUUCAAGAUGACCCUGCGAGGGAAGACUCGGAUGGGGGUGGUCGAACCUCAAAUGCCGAAAUCGAAAACGGAGAGAAUGGGGACGAUUUCCCGUCGUUCGCUGGGCUGCCCUGGCAUGAUGAAAAGGGUCCAGAUGGAAAAGAGUACCGGCUUUCGCAGUUGCUUGCCGACGAAGAAUGGGUUACCGAAACCAGUAGCGAAGAAGCAGCCCCAAUGACAUUACAAGACUACAACAAAGAAGUAGAAAAAAUCAUUACCAAGGCAGAAGAAGAAUUAAGAGAGACGGAAGCUAUUUUGCUCUCGAAGCCCGGAACCGACCCCGUUGGCUGGGAUUACGAUGAUGAUCAACUCGCCCCAAUGUCGAACGUAACAAGCAGCGAGGAAUCCGAAGAAGAGCAAGAACAACAGAACAUUAAAGAUUCAGACCUAGACGUCCUUGAAAUGGAUGUCGAGGAUGACUACAGUAUCCCGGAUGCCGAGGACGAUGUGGAUGCCGACAUAAGUCCUGACAGAUCGGAUAACGAUGCUUUUACAAAAACGCCUCUUGAAGGAGUGGAAUCGAUUUUGUCGUCUUCCGACGAAAGCAACGAUGAUACGGACGUGGAUCUCGCUGCGGACAAGGAAAUAGAUAAUGCGAAGAUAAAGGAUGACGUCUUAAACGACGUCGCGAUAGACGAUGAUCAAUUAGAAAUAGAAUCGAGCGAUGACGAUGAUACUACAACAAAUGGGAAAAUAAAAAUAGAGCCCAUAUUCAUCGAAGAACAGGAUGAAAAUGUCACGCUUGAACAUUACGAUGAAACUUCUUUGCCAGAAAACGAUGGUGAAUGGGAUGAAGAGGACGACUUGAGACUUUAAUGUAAAUUGGAAAUACCAAUAACAACUGGGAAAAUAGAUCUGCUAGUUAGUU